Molecule: messenger RNA, 2596 nt
Organism: Andrographis paniculata
Lineage: Eukaryota; Viridiplantae; Streptophyta; Magnoliopsida; Lamiales; Acanthaceae
Product: protein gamma response 1
Exons: 3
Coding region: 471-2489 (672 amino acids)
Biological process (GO): double-strand break repair via homologous recombination; DNA double-strand break processing involved in repair via single-strand annealing
Cellular component (GO): site of double-strand break
Molecular function (GO): double-stranded DNA binding; double-strand/single-strand DNA junction binding; flap-structured DNA binding
Source: RefSeq, a predicted model, not a curated record
AGGUUUUGAAGUUGGGUUUAGGGUUCUGCAUAGUAAAAUCUUGAGGUUGAAUAGUUAAUCUAAUGUAAUAUAAAUGUGUUGAUAGGAUGGUUUGAAAAUAAAAUUGAUUUUUAAUGUGAUAUAUCUAAUAAAAAAAAGGGUAAAAAGUUUAAUUUGAUGCUUUCAGGGAAGAAUUAAUAAACAGUAAAAUUUGAGUUGGAAUCUCACAAACAAACACAGCCUAUUCUCUAAGUCAGUUGUGGAACUACUUUAUGGCCGUGAUAAUUGCAAAUUACUUUCUUGUUCCUGUUACUCUACCCUCUUUUAUAGUUACAACCAGUUUGGAAAGAAAAGAAUUGUUGGCAUACAUCAACAGAGAAGCUUUAAAUUGUUUAAAGAGUUUGAUCAAGUGAUGCUUCUGGAAAAAAAACACACCAAUAAUUGUUUGUGUUAGGUGACAGGGUUUAAUGUGACCGGCUGCCUCUACGGACAUGUCGAGCAGUCUGAUGACCUCUCCUAAUCUCGGGCAUGCUGAUAGUGUGGAUGCAAAAACCAUUUCAAAACUCAGCACUCUUUUGGUAGCUUCAAUACAGGAUGCAAAAGACAGGAUCUCUCAGAUAGAAUUCAUCUUUUGUAAACAGCUUUAUCCAAAGGUUCACUAUAAUUGUCAGAGCUUUCAGAAAAUUUAUUCUGAAGCAAAGGUGGCUUCAGAAAAAGCAUAUGAAGAAAAGGAGAAAGACCUGCUGCUCCAGAUUAAGAAACUUCAAUGUGAAAACCAGCAUAUGUUGAACGAAAACCAAUUGCUGAAGUCGGAGAAGGCGACAUCUAUUAGCAAUGAAAAGCAAUUGUGCAGCCGUCUUGAGGAAUUUCAGCAAGACUUGAAACAGAAAAAUACUGAAAUAAUUGAGGUCAAGGGAGUGCAUAAAAAUCUACAAAAGGAAAUAAAAGAGCUCCAAGAAAAAAAUUGCAUGCUCGAGAAUAUGCUGAAGAAGCUGGAGUUUGAAACUGGAGAAUUGCAACUAGAGCUAAAUAAGAAAUCUGAGGAGGUUGAUUUCGAAAAGGAGCUGAAGAUCAAGUGUUUGCAAGCACAUGAGUUGAAUGUCUCUUUGAUGACACAGAAAGACCUUCAAUUGAAGGAAUACAAAGAGCAAACGAAUGGACUCAUAUCCAAGCUUCAAAGCACGGAGAAUCAGGUUAACGGGCUGCUUCAAUUACUCAAAAACAAGAGUGAAGAAGUAUGCAAAGGAAAGGAAUUGCAUGAAGAUUUGCUAAAAAGGAUUGAACUCCAAGCCUCAGAAAUGAUGAGCAGCAAACAAGUGUCGGAUAGAUAUGAGAAGGAGAAUAAGCUUCUUGUAGCAAAAAUUGAGACUUUGAUGAGUCUUGUUGACGAGCUUGAAAGAGAACUAGGAAACGAACCUGUUGAACUUCAGGAGAGGAGAAAAGUGCCACUGCAGCUAAUCAAACAGAUUCAUUCAUCUCAUUCAGAGAGGAUUAAGAGGGAGCCCGGUUUGGAUGAGCUUGAGGAGGAGAGGAAACAACUUUUGGAUAAACAGACAAACUUGCAAGAUAAAGUUGAUGAGCUUCAGUGUUGUCUCUUUGAGAGAAUGAAACAGUCUUCUCUUCAAAUUGCAGCUAAAGAUUCUGAACUACAGAAUGAAAAGAGUAAAAAUAGAUAUAUUGUUGCUUCAUAUAAGAAUUUAAAAUCGCAAUACUGCUUCCUCUUAAAGAAAUCAAAUCUUACGGAAGAAAACAUGCUGUCAGCACCAAUUGACAAAAUGGAAGACGAAAGCAAAAGAAAUAUUUUCAGCGAGACUCCAUUGAUAUCACUCGAAGCUGAGAAUAAUGGUUCAAGAGCUCUUCGAAUACCCGGUGAUGUAACAAAACAAAUGGAUGUAGAAGCAGAAACACCCGAUGUGAAGAGAGGAGUCAUAUCCAUAAAAAAUUCUAGUCCCAUCUCACCAUCUACUUCGAUCCCUCCAAAUUCCCCCACCAAUACAAAACCUUGCUCCACAUCUGGUGCAAAACGCCCUCUUUCAUAUUGGAGGGACACUAGAUCACAUCAGAGCCGACUGGGACCUGAUCCCCACGACGAUUUCCUGGAUACUCCUCUGGAGAACAUGAGAAAGAACUUAGGAAAGAUCAUGGAGGAUCUCCAGGAACCUGCCCCGGAAAACAUGAUCCACGGCAACUCUGAUGAUGAAACACAGGACAUGAAAGCAGAUGCUGGACCUCCAAAACUGUGUUCGCCGCCUCCUAAGGCUGGAACGUCCGGUUUUAAAUAUGUGGAGCCGGUGAGAAAGAAAGCCGAGAGGGACAAUCUGAAGGGUGUUGAGUGCAACCAGUGCAAGAAGUUCUAUGAUGCUGUUCUCGACGAUGCAGCUGCAGGAAGUGAUAAGAAGAACAUACGGUGUGAGCAUCACGAUGGAGUGUCGAGGCAUCGGUAUAGGUACGCACCUCCUAUGACUCCUGAAGGCUUUUGGAAUAUUGGAUUUGAAUCUGAAAUGGAGUAGCUUUCUUACCAUAGUUUGUUCUAUUCAUUCAUGCCAUGAAUAACAGGGAGAGUUUAUAUGCGGGUAAGGACAUUGAUGGUUUAUUAAUUUGAGAUUUUUUAUUUUUA